Hypoxylon fragiforme is the source of this 1837-nucleotide messenger RNA. Its product is annotated as amidase signature domain-containing protein. Gene Ontology annotation, molecular function: catalytic activity. The coding region runs from base 95 to 1771 and encodes 558 amino acids. Lineage: Eukaryota; Fungi; Ascomycota; Sordariomycetes; Xylariales; Hypoxylaceae. The transcript has 2 exons. The record is from RefSeq and is a predicted model, not a curated record.
CCUCUAGCGACAUCACAUCCCUUGCCUGCCAAUAAUCGACAACAUCUAUCCGACAAUUGAUGGUGAUAUUUAUACUAGUAAGAACUUGAGAAAGAUGUCGAUCAUUUCUAUUAGCGGGCAGAGUCAGUCGGACAUCACCAAGGACACUGUCCACCAACUAGCUGCAGACCUAUCGGUGGAGAUCACCGACGCAGCUGAUGCAGAUGACUACCUUAUUCUCCUCAGGUCCCUAGAGACAGUUCUGCGGCACGUCAAGGAUGCGCCGGAUUACAUCCAUCCCCAGCUCGAGCCACAACCCGUGGUCGGGUCUCGAGAGUACUGGAAGCCCAGUGAUGAUAGUAACCCGAUGAACGCGUGGAACUUCCAAUGCAAUUUGAUCGCAGCGAACCCAACUUCUGCGUUGUUGAAGGACCGCAGCAUAGUCAUCAAGGAUAACAUCUCUGUCGGAGGUUUGCCCACCACAUUAGGGACGUUUCCUGAAGUCUUAUCGCGUAGCAAUGCUCUUCCUAUAUCGCCAAUUGACUCCUCGGUCGUCGGCCGUAUCCUGUCAGCCGGCGGAGUCAUAAAGGGCUCGUCAACGUGCGAAAACCAUUGCGCAUCCCCGCUCUCCUUCACGUCAGCCACGGGCCCUGUGCACCAUCCCCUCCUCCACGGGUACACAAGCGGCGGGAGCAGCAGCGGUUCAUGCGCCCUUGUCGCCGCGCACUCUUUAAAACGACAGGGACUGGAUAAACAGUGGGGGGACUUGGUCGAACUCGGAAUAGGCAGCGACCAAGCCGGCUCGGUGAGGAUCCCGGCUUGCUACACGGGCAUCUACGGGCUUAAGCCGACGUUCGGCCUGGUGCCGUACACGGGGGCAGCAUCCAUGUCGCCUAUGAUAGACCACUUGGGGCCCAUUGCGCCAUGCUUGGAAGACAUCGCGGUCUUGUUGAAGGUGAUGGCGGGGUACGACGGGCUUGAUCCGCGGAUGACUCCGGAGUCGCCUCUGGCGAGCCAGGUCAAAGACUACCCACAGAUUCUAGCAGCCUUCAAAUCCAAGAUACAAAGCGCCGGCACCAAGCAACAGAAGCCCUUAAGAGUCGGGUUCCUCACCGAAUCCUUCACCGUCGCCGGGCUGUCCCCCAUCGUGCGCGACACCGUCCGCCGCGCCGCCACAUCCUUCUCAGCAGCCGGCGCCGAGGUCGUCGAGGUUUCCAUCCCCCUGCACUCCUCGGGCCCCAUCAUCUGGACCGCCUCCACGCGCCCCUCCAUGUCCGACGCCCUCUGCCAGGGCAAAACCGGCGGCCACCUCUCCUACCUGCCGCCCCACCUGCAGCCGCAGUGGCCGCUAAGCCAGGCCGCGUUCAGCUUGCAGGCGGGCUCGAACCCGGCGCUCGUCAACAUCAUGCUGAGCGGGCAGUACGCCCACCGCGCCUUCGGCGCCGGGGUCGAGGGGAAGGCGCACCGCAAGGUGUUCGAGCUGCGCGCCGCGUACGACCGCGCGCUCGAGGACGUCGACGUGCUGGUCACGCCGUGCGCGCCGACGCUCGCGAUGCCGCACCCGGAUCCGAAUGGGGCGAUCCUGGAGAAGCUGGGGAGCUCGAUCGGGGUCACGAGUAACACGUGUCCGUUCAAUGUCACGGGACACCCGGCGCUGAGCGUGCCGUGCGGGGGGGCGCUGGUGGAGGGUGUGAGGCUCCCGAUUGGCUUGCAGAUUGUGGGGAGGCGGUGGGAGGAUGAGAUGGUGAUGAAGGCUGCGGCGGUGUUUGAGGAGGGGAGAGGGAAGUUGUGAAGGGAUAGGUAGGUAGGUAGGUAGCCCCUAUCUUUAUGAAUUAAAUGUGCCUAGGUCGACAAUGAA